AUGGCAACCAUAGCAGCAAAGAAGGACAAUGCAGAGGAGGAGGAGCAGCAGCAGCAGCAGCAGCCAGUAGUUGUGGCCGAAACUCCAACGGCACCAACAGAAGCCACUGCACCACCACCAGAGGAGGAAGAAGAAGAAGAAUAUGUGGUGGAAAAGGUUUUGGAUCGUAGAAUUGUGAAGGGCAAAGUGGAGUUUCUGCUGAAAUGGAAGGGUUUCUCAAAUGAGGACAAUACAUGGGAGCCAGAAGACAAUUUGGACUGCCCUGACCUCAUUGCCGAAUUCAUGCGAAAGUACAAAGAGAAGGAAGACAAAAAGAAGGAGGGCAAAAGAAAAGGUGAUGCAGUAGGAUCAGAGGAGCGAGGGAGCAAGAGGAAGAAGGAUGAGGGUGAGAAAGUCCGAGGUUUUGGGAGAGGUCUACAGCCAGAAAGAAUUAUUGGUGCAACCGAUUCAAGUGGCGAGCUGAUGUUCCUGAUGAAAUGGAAGAACUCUGAUGAGGCAGAUCUUGUCCCAGCCAAAGAAGCCAAUGUCUCCUGUCCCCAGGUGGUCAUCUCUUUCUACGAGGAGCGCCUCACCUGGCACUCUUAUCCCACAGAGGAAGAGGAGAAGAAGGAAGAAGAGAAAAAGGACUAG
Messenger RNA from Nerophis lumbriciformis (worm pipefish), 630 nucleotides. Lineage: Eukaryota; Metazoa; Chordata; Actinopteri; Syngnathiformes; Syngnathidae. The record is from RefSeq and is a predicted model, not a curated record.